Messenger RNA from Camelina sativa (false flax), 865 nucleotides. Its product is annotated as protein yippee-like At3g11230. The record is from RefSeq and is a predicted model, not a curated record. NCBI's taxonomy places the organism in Eukaryota, Viridiplantae, Streptophyta, Magnoliopsida, Brassicales, Brassicaceae.
CCAUCAUCAUCCAUGACUUUGGCAGGUCCACGUUACUACAACAAAAAAAGUGUGUGUGUGUGUUUUUUCAUUUUUCUUGCUUUUAAUAUAAGUCGUCAAAGAACACUUUUGAUAUAUUUCUCUAUUUUUAAAGGUUCUUCCUUUCACCCAAAAUCGGUGAGAAAAAAAUCCUAACUUUUUAAUCUCACACACACACACAGACACUCUUCUUUUGGCGAUUUGAUUUUGUUAUUGCUUUUAUAGAUUGUGGGAAUAGUUUGUUAAGAGAGAGAGAGAGAUGGGGAGAUUGUUCUUGGUGAAUUUGGAAGGUAAGUCUUACAGUUGUAAGCACUGCAAGACCAAUCUUGCUCUCUACGAUGAUGUCGUCUCUAAGUCAUUUCAAUCCCGGCAUGGGAAAGCUUACCUCUUCAGUAAGGUAGUGAAUGUGUAUGCUGGGAAGGAGGAAGAUAGGAUGAUGAUGACGGGAUUGCACACCGUUGUCGAUAUUUACUGUGUCAAAUGCGGUUCUUAUGUUGGAUGGAGAUAUGAGUUUGCUUUUGAGAAGAAUCAAAAGUACAAGGAAGGCAAAUCUGUUCUGGAAAGGUACAAGGUUUGGGGUCCAGAUGGGAACAAUUAUUGGGUGGCUCAAGAAGUUGAAGCCGGAGACAGCGAUACUGAUGAAGCUUGAUCUCCUAAUUCUUAUCUGAUUUGUACAUUCUCUCCUACUCUUUCAUCUUUCUUCAUUCUUUUUCCAAUGUUUUCAUUUCUCCUUUUGUAAACCAUCCAUCUUACAUUAGAACAGCUUCAAGAGAUCAACUGUUUUGGUCUUGCUGCAAGCCUGCAACUACUUUUGGACUCAUAGUUAAAAAGAUCUCUCAUUAUCUUA